Molecule: messenger RNA, 711 nt
Organism: Pleurotus ostreatus (oyster mushroom)
Lineage: Eukaryota; Fungi; Basidiomycota; Agaricomycetes; Agaricales; Pleurotaceae
Exons: 5
Coding region: 1-711 (236 amino acids)
Source: RefSeq, a predicted model, not a curated record
AUGCGUUUCGCCUCAGCCGCCAUUGCCUUCUCGGCUACUGCUCUGGUAGCAGCUCAGAACGUCGUAGUUCAAGUUGGUUCUGUCGCAACUGCCGAUGGUGGCGUUUUCCAGUUCAUUCCCAACGACAUUACUGCCGCCAAUGGCACAACCGUCACGUUCAGAUUCACCGGAGCACCGGGAAACCACACUGUUACUCAGUCGAGCUUCGCCGACCCAUGCAACCCUUUGGCUGGAGGCUUCGAUUCAGGCUUCGUCUUCAUCCCGCCGACCAACACCACUGAGACGCCAGAAUGGACUUUGACCGUCACCGAUGACUCGAGGCCGAUCUGGUUCUACUGCAAGCAGUUGAUCCCUUCCCCUCAUUGUAGCGCAGGCAUGGUUGGCGCUAUCAACGCCCCGUCCACAGGAAACACGCUAGCAAACUUUGUUUCGGCUGCCAGGGCAUUCUCAGGCGCCUCUGGACAAGGUCAAGGUGGUCUGUCCGGUGUAGGUGCCACUGCGUCGGCCGCCCCCAGCCCAAUCGUAGGUGGUGCUUCAUUGGUUGGAGCCCCCACAUCUGGCGCGCCCGCACCUACUGCGUCUGGCUCACCCACGGGCUCGAGUACUAACACUUCGCCUUCCCCAACUGGAACUGGAAACAGUGCGAGUGCAUUGGGAGCAAGCUCUUGGUUGCUUGGCCUUGGGGCCGUUAUGGGCGUUAUCGUGGCCUAA